Owenia fusiformis is the source of this 4767-nucleotide messenger RNA. The record is from the annotation of a GenBank genome assembly. NCBI's taxonomy places the organism in Eukaryota, Metazoa, Annelida, Polychaeta, Sabellida, Oweniidae.
AUGAGCUUGUCGGCAGUAUCAUGGACACGUCGGGUGAUAGAGAGCUUGCUGGUGCCCGGAUAUUACAAUUCAAUAUGGCGGCCAGCGAAUUUCAAAAUCUUUGAUAUCGUUUUAUUCGAAAACUACAGUUAUAGGGGUACAUUAAAAGGCACAAUGUUUGGAAGCAAAAAGAAGAAACGGCCAGAGAUAUCCUUGCCUCAAGACUUUGAACAUAGAGUCCACACAGGGUUUGACUCUAAUUCACAUAAAUAUGUUGGCCUACCUCCACAGUGGGCCAGUGUUGUGGAGGCUGAUACCACAAGACGUAAACCAAUGGUAGAUCCUGCUUAUGUCACACCUGUAGCACUACAAGGACAGGACAAGCAAAUUAUACGUGGUACCUCUACAUCAUCUAUGAAUGGUGGAUUUGAAGAUCCCCGUAGUAUGACAGUCGCCAGAUCAAACUCCUUACGGUCCAGUCCCCCAACACAACACAGAAUGCGCAAAGAAAUGUCACCAAAUAUGCCGUCUUUAGACGAACAUGAAGUGUCACAAAAUAGACCCCCAUCAGGGUUUGGUCAGGAUCCUAAUAGAAAUGAUUCUUACAGACAGGACCCUCAACGUAGGGAUAUGGACAAUUACAAUAAUGAUCCUUACUCCAGAGGAGAUUCAAGGAUUGAUCAAAGGAUGGAUCCCCAUGAUCCAAGACAACAGCACAGAGAUCCAAGAGAUCAAAUGAGACAAGAUCCAAGACAGGAUCCCCGAAUAGACAGACAGGAUCAAAGGAUGGAUCCGAGACAGGAUCCAAGAAAUGAUCCUAGAAAUAUCCCUCGUGAUCCACGUGAUCCUAGAGGUCAUCAAGCUGAUCCUAGAUUCAAUCAAAGCUACAAUUCUCUUCCAAGGGAUCAUAAUCGUCCCCAAGAGCGUCACACUGACCCCCGUUAUAAUACAGCCCCCAGGGAUCUUCACCCCCAUGACCCUAGAAGUGGACCUCAAAGCUCUAACCUCCCUCCCAAUCAACAAGGACCACGUAGCCCCAGGGAAGGCUACCCAUACCCCAUUCCAGGGGGACCAAACGUAAAUGGCAACAAUCCAAAUAUGUCAACCCUAGAGCGCCAACGACAACCUCCCCGCUCCCCACAUGACAUGCCAGAUGGGGGCCAGAGAUUCCCUGAAGGGGCACGUUACCCAGCCUCCCAGCAAUAUGAUAGGGGACCACCUCGUUCCCCAGGAGACCAUGGCCCCCAACAAAGCCCUCACAUGCAGGGGCCUCCACAACAAAGCCCUCACCUACAAGAGCCCCCACAUUCACCUUCAUCACAAACAAAUACCAAGGGCCCUUACCCCGAACAACAAAGUCGACUGUCCCAUGAACAGUUUCGAGCUGCCCUCCAGAUGGUAGUCAGCCCAGGAGAUCCUCGAGCCAUGUAUGAAAAGUUUGUUAAGAUAGGGGAAGGCUCUACAGGGACUGUGUGGAUAGCUCAUGAUAAACAAACAGCUAAACAAGUCGCUGUGAAGAAAAUGGAUCUGCGUAAACAGCAACGAAGGGAGCUGCUCUUUAAUGAGGUUGUAAUAAUGCGAGACUACCACCACCCUAACAUAGUGGACAUGUUUGACAGUUACCUGGUGAAGGAUGAACUCUGGGUGGUAAUGGAAUUCUUGGAAGGAGGAGCACUCACAGACAUUGUCACACAUUCAAGAAUGGAUGAACAGCAGAUUGCUACAGUAUGUAAAUCUGUGCUGAAGUCUCUAGCUUUCUUGCACUCACAUGGUGUUAUACACAGAGACAUCAAGUCAGACUCUAUACUCCUGGCACAAGACGGAAAGGUUAAAUUAUCUGACUUUGGGUUCUGUGCCCAAGUCUCAGCUGAACUACCCAAGAGGAAAUCUUUGGUUGGCACCCCCUACUGGAUGGCUCCUGAGGUCAUCUCAAGGCUCCCAUAUGGACCAGAGGUUGAUGUGUGGUCACUUGGAAUCAUGGUGAUUGAGAUGGUGGAUGGUGAACCCCCAUUCUUUAAUGAGCCACCCCUGCAAGCCAUGAGACGCAUACGUGAUAUGCCACCCCCUAAACUCAAAAAUACUCAUCGGGUGUCUCCACGGUUACAAGGUUUCAUAGACAAGAUGCUAGUUCGUGAACCAUCAUCCCGAGCCACAGCAUUUGAGCUGCUGCAACAUCCAUUCUUACGUCAGGCUGGACCUUCCACGUGCCUUGUAUCACUUAUGAGGAACUUUAACCACAGUCAAUGCUAGACUAAAUGAUUACACUGCUAGGUUGUAUGACUGUAUGACAUAGGUAUUAAGUAGUUGGACAACAGAGUUAGGCUGUAUGACAUCAGCACUAAGUGGUUUGCUAUCAGUGUCUGGCUGUAUGACAUAGCUUCUAGGCUGUAGAUUGUUCUUAUACCAGAGGUCAGAGUAUGUCCUUGUUAAUAUGGCAUAAGUAUUUGGCUGAUGACGACGUCACUCCAUCUUCAGGUCACACACAAUUUAUUGAACAUCUGUAUCACUGUUGAACAAGAAACCAAUGAACAAGACGUUACAAGAGUUGCCAAUUUUGUUCACUUUUUGAACUGAUUAAUAGUACAGGGUUUGCCUGAUCAAUGCUUAUUCAAUCAUUUUGUCUGAUAAUGUCUUGGAUGAGGAGACACUUUAAUUAAAUGCAGAUUGCAUUGUGGAGUAGGAGCAGUUGUGCUUUCUAUGUGUCGGUCGGUGUGUUCAGUCAGGAAUACAGUUGCUUAUCUCAACAACAAGGAGAUAACAAAUGUCAGGAGAUCACUGAUGCAAAACUGCUUGACAUGAGAACACUGUUGUAUGUAAAAAUUUCAUGAAAUUAAGAUGAAAUUUAAAAUGAUCAAAAAUAAUGAAAUCACAGUUACUAAGAUUGAUCAUGUAUUAAAGGAGAACAAGGUCGCUCACAACUCUAGUGUUAUGGGGAUAAACUACCAGGAGUACACUGUUGCUCACUUAUAGCACUUAAAAAUAUGUGUGUAAUGUUACUAUGAUAUCACAAGUUAUACUUUCAAUAGGAUGCAUUGAUUUGUCAAAUGCCUAUUGAAUGGCACUUUUCAUUCAUCUCAAUGGGAAGUCACAUGAGUAAUGAAAAUUGAGAUUAAGCCACAAGAUCACAGGUGUUCAUGUGUUUUAUAUCUUCACUAAUGUAGAUAAUUUUAGUUGAUCAUCAUAUCCUUUAUGUAUUAUAUGUAUUAUUAGUAUCUAUACAUUAUAUAAAAUGAUAUUGGCCUCAUGCUGUCAAAUUCAGUUAUGUUAAAAUUGUACAUAAUUUAAAUUGAAUAUUAUAGAAAUAUCUGUGCAAUUACAUGUGCACUUUAAUACUCUAUGUUAACCCCUUCUGUAUGGCAUUGAAAUAAUUAUUUUGAAAAAAUGAAUUUGGACCUUUGGUAAUGUGUAUUGUCAUGGAAUGUCUCUACUCUACAUCCCUUUGUGUAAGUUUGAAAUGAGAGUUUGAAUAUUUUGCAUGGCUAUGUUAGUAUUGUUCCUUCCACUAGCUCAACGUUAGCUUGAGGAAAACGAUUCUUGGGGAGUGAGAUCACAAUGUCAGUCCAUAUUAAACAGUUUCAAAAUCCCAUCAUGUAUGAAUAAUUGUUAUAAACAUAAUCGUAUAAUUAUCUAUUCUUAAUUGAUUUCGACAGACCUCUCACCCAUAGAUUUGACUGUAAACAAGUUAAAUUAAUAUUAUUAGUACUAUUAUAUUUUGCAUUGUUAUUGUUAUGAACUUUCACUUCACUUUUAUAUGACUAUGUCAACAUUUGACUUGACAAAAUUAAGGAAUUACUGCUGAUUUUUAAGUGUGUAUGUGUUUGAAGAAUAUCAGAUAUAUAGUACAGAAGACUUUGGGAAAUAAUGUAGAUAACAUUUCGAAGAACACUUUUCUUAGUUUUUGCAAUAGUAGACUGUGGUGUAUAGGUGUAUGAUGUAAAAAAUCGUUUUUAGAAGAACAUUUUUUCUUGAGAUUUGCUAUGAACUGAUGAAACAAUAUGUAUUUUUUGAAAUGUUUUUAAAAAGUGAAAUGUUUCCAAAACAGAUUAAAGGACAGUCUGACAGUUGUACAAGUGUGAUAGAAAAACUAUGCUGGAUGUAUACAUUUCCUCAAUUAUACCAUAUUUUAUGCUAUCUGUAAAAUAUGUUAUAUACAGUUGCCUAACUGCCUAACAUCCUAAUAGGCUCAUGUAUUACAUGUCCAAAUUAAUAUUGGGCUAUAAUGGCACAUCUAUUUUCAAUUUGAAGUACAUGUAGUACCAUUUCCUAUAUCAUAUACUAUAUUAAUGUUUUUCCUUUGUUGAAGAUGUCCUGUACAUAUUAACCAUGAAUAAAGAGAAAGCGCACCACUUGUUAACAGUGUGGUGAACAUGUCUUGUAUAUAAACAUUCAAUCAUAACAUUGUACAAAAUUGCAUUUUAGUCCAUAGUAAUUAUAUACAUAUAACAUUUUGUAUUUUAGUUUAUAUCUGGUUAAGAUGCACAAAGAUUUCACUUAUAUCAGUAUAUCUGUUCAUCUAUCAUCAUGUAUUUUUGAAUAUUGCCCUUCGAUAAAAAUGCUGUACCAAGGUCUCAAAGAUAAUUUGUUUAUAUUUGCUGAAAUGUUUUUUUCACAACCUCUAAUAUAAAAUGUAACAGUGUGUGCACAAUUGUUUUCACUGAAUUUGUGGUAGGUUUUGGUGUAAUUGUUUCUGUAAUCAAUAUUUUGUACAGCAUUUUUGACUAUGUAUCCAUUAACAUUGUACCUUAUGUCAAUUACUUGCAAUAAUAAUAUUAUAUAAAUGAAUAAAUG